AUGUCUUCACCUCAAGACGACUCUGAAUUUUCGCCCCAUGAGUCCCGCAUCAUCGGCGCGUUGCUGGGUGUCCAUGCCGGCGACUCGCUUGGCGCAACGCUUGAGUUCAAAACUCAUACGGAUAUCGCCCGGGAAUACCCUCUCGGUCUUCGUGACAUCGUUGGCGGAGGCCCAUUUCGGUGGUCGCAAGGUCAUGCAACAGAUGACACUGAUAUGACUCGCGGCGUCCUCCUUGCAUAUCAUGACUAUAUAGACGGCGACGACAUCGCGCAGCUCGCUGGCGACUACUUCAUCAGUUGGCUUCACGGCGACUGGCCAGACAGGCGCCCGGGAAGUCGGCCUGAGGAUAUUGGAGGGGCCACUGCUACUGGGCUCAGACGUUAUAAGCAGACGCAAGAUCCUGACCGCGCCGGAGCUGGCCAAGGUAGUGCAGGGAAUGGAAGCUUGAUGCGCUGUAUCCCGACUGGCUUGUUCCAACGCGAUCCCCAGAAGUUGAUUGAGGAAAGCAUUCGUAUCAGCAAGAUCACCCACGACGAUAAGAGAUGCACGGUCGCGUGCGCGGCUUACAACACGAUUGUUUCCAAGCUCAUCGACCAAGUCGCUCCCCAAGACGCCAUUGAGGCAGGUCUCAAUGUCGCCGAAACUCUUGAAGGAGGCUCUGGCCCAGUAUACGAAGCGAUUGAACUCGGCAAAUCUCUCAACAUAGCAACAAUGGCUAGCAAGGGACCAGCACCCGAGCUUGGGGGGAGAUGCAGUGGAUACGUCCUCGAGUCACUCAGUCUCGCAAUAGCUGCCGUUCUUGACACUCGCAGCUUGGAGGACGUUGUCGUGGAUGUUGUUCGAAUUGGCUGGGAUACAGACACAAACGCAGCGAUCGCAGGAGGAAUAUUGGGAGCUAGAGAUGGAGCAUCAGCUAUCCCUCCCCAAUGGAAAUCAGUCUUGCAAUUUGGGCGUGAGUUUGAAAAUACGGCUUUGAGUAUUUUCGAGAAGACUGCAGCCUAG
Fusarium tjaetaba is the source of this 1002-nucleotide messenger RNA. Its product is annotated as ADP-ribosylglycohydrolase. The record is from RefSeq and is a predicted model, not a curated record. Lineage: Eukaryota; Fungi; Ascomycota; Sordariomycetes; Hypocreales; Nectriaceae. Bases 1 to 1002 code for a protein of 333 amino acids. The transcript has a single exon.